CCGAAAAGCGCCUCUGUACCGGAUGCUCUCGCAAGCCGACGCCGCGCGGGUCGCGGUCGUGCGGCUCAAGGCAGCGCACACGUGGCGCGCCGUGCCGCGGACGGCGCGGCUGCUCAGCCCAAAGGACCGCGAGGACCGCGUCGAGAAAAUAUGCGAGGUGACUGAGGACUUUUGUCUUCAGCCCCAGACGGCCGGCCUCGCCGUCUCGAUGUUUGAUCGCGUCUGCGCAAAAGCCGCGCUCGGCGCAGAGAUUAACGUGCCGCUCGACGUCGUCGGCCUCGUGUGCGUCCUCGUUGCGACCAAGUUCCAGGAGGUGCGGGUGCCGGCGAUCGAGGAGCUCGCCAAGAUGGACCUGCCCAAGGGCCGGGCGCCGCGAUCGCGCAUCCUCAUGAAAGAGGCCGAGAUGACCGUCCUCUGCCUGCUCGACUGGGACCUGCACGAGGCGGCGCCGCACCAGUACCUCGAGCACCUCUUCCAGAUCACGGGCGCGUCCAAAUCCUGCGUCAAGCGCGCCGAGUUCUUCGUCGACAUGUCCUUCUACGAGGCGAGGAUGCUUGACUUCAGCCCCAUCGCCAUCGCCGCCGGCUCCCUCAUGCUGGCGUGGCAGCAGCUGGGCGACAUCGAGUCGGAAAACAAGCACACCGCGCAGCUCGCCUGCCUGUGCGAGGUCGACCUGAAAACGCUCUUCCUGUGCCGGCACAUCCUGAUGGACCACUUUGAGUCGGUCUUCAAGACGUGCGAGGUGACGGUGCGCGUGCCCGCCUCCGCGCCGAUGGACGAUUCGCUUCGAUCCGAGUCGCCCGACUCCAUCUUCGCCCCGCUCGACGCGAUGUCGGUCGUGCCGCGCCCGCCGGGGUCGAAAGUGGACCCGGACAAGUUCUUCUCGCCGCUGCGUUGCCCGCCGAGCCUCCCGUUGGCUGGCCAGAGCCUUGCCGGCUCUGGCCGGUAGAUCAGGGGCCGCCGUCGCAACUACAACUAGCCCGUCGACGACCCAUCGGUCGGUCGCUGCGAAUCGCUUACGUGCAUACCUCGCCGCCCUGCAUACUGCUGCUGGCCACGGAAAUACCGUCGGGCGCGCCACCCGUUUCCUAGUCGUCGCCCCCCCCCCCCCCGCCCUCCUUCCCCCCCCACCCGUCUGCCCUCUGCUCCGCUUGAAGCGCUGCAAGUGCGGCAGCGGCCUCGUGUUUGGACACUAGCAGUGCCAGUUUGGGUGUAGCAACCCACCUCGCCGUCCAUCGUGGUCCGUCUCGUACAUGACGGCUGCUCCACCUCUGUCGGUGUCUGUAUUUUAUUUGAGACACUUUGGAGCAGUUAGAGUU
This is a messenger RNA of Emiliania huxleyi CCMP1516, 1319 nucleotides long. RefSeq lists its product as hypothetical. Bases 23 to 949 code for a protein of 308 amino acids. Gene Ontology annotation, biological process: regulation of cyclin-dependent protein serine/threonine kinase activity; mitotic cell cycle phase transition. The record is from RefSeq and is a predicted model, not a curated record. NCBI's taxonomy places the organism in Eukaryota, Haptophyta, Isochrysidales, Noelaerhabdaceae. The transcript has 4 exons. Gene Ontology annotation, cellular component: cyclin-dependent protein kinase holoenzyme complex; cytoplasm; nucleus. Gene Ontology annotation, molecular function: cyclin-dependent protein serine/threonine kinase regulator activity.